CUGCGUGUGUGUAUAUAUGUGUCCCAGUCUUGUUUACACAAGCUCAUCAUACAGUACUCGCAUCAUAUUUUGCAAGUGUGUUAGAUGAAAAUUAACAAGUACAAUGGAUAAUGACAGUGAUGGAGAGUCACCAGAAAUAAAGCAAACAUUAUUGGAAGAAGAAAUACAAAAAGGAAUAAUCGAUGAAAAAUCUAAUAAUAAAGUAUCAAAAUUAGCCUCUGCCCCAAGAGUUAAAAAUAGAGCUAGGAAAUCCAUACCCCGUGAAUGUUUAGACAAAGAAGACUGGAUUAAUUUAUUAGCAACUCCACGUCGCAUACGUACUCCACCACAAACUAAAAGUGAUAAAAACAAACGAGUGACAUUAAUACGCGAUAAAUUAUCAGAACCUCCUCGUCAUCGCAUUGUCUCAACUUUACGAGAUCGUAAAAAUAUUUUGCCAGCACCGCUGAUAGAUCGCUUAAUUAAUAUAUUGGAGUUUGAGGACUCUCUAAGCCCAGAACAAGCGGAAGAGUUAUUCUUCGACACAAAGAAGAAGAAAAAAACGAAAUUAAAAACAAUUAUAUGCCGUGGUAAAGCGAUAAAAGCAUCACCAGAAACUGAUGAAUUUAAUAGAGAUGCAGUGCUGUGUCAAUAUAAAUUAGCGGAAGCAUUAGUACGCAGCAUUCUCGCUUGGGAAUGUCCAUUACCCCGUGAAGAAUUCAAAGAUAUAGCGGAAGUAAUAUUGAAGCGGUUAACUGGCGUUAUUAUUAACGGGUCACACUCGGCCUUGGACGAGGACGAGAAAGUGUAUCAGCAAAUGCGUAUUAUCUCUGACAUAGUGGCUUGCUGGGUCUCUGGCAUUCUCAUUGAAGUCGCUCAGAAUAAUGAACAGCUGCUGAGGGAAGAGUGCGAAGAAAGGAAAAAGGCCGCUGAAGAUGAUGUGUACGAUGACGACAGCGAUGAUGUUAUUGAUGAAUAUUCAACCGACUCUAAUCUGCUCUAAGCUCUAUCUAUACUCAUUCCACAAUAUAAUACCAAUUUAUUUUAUUAUUUUAUUUACUAGUCUAUUAGUAUUACUACCGGUCAUUAUUUAUGAUCUUGUUUUAUGUAGUGAAAGUUGCCAGGUAGCAAGCGGUAGAUGCUAUCAUUUCUCUCGCAUUUUUUCUAUUAAUUUUAAUUAUUGAGUUUAUUAAUUUUGUUGGUGUUGCGGUAUCUAUUCUGCUUUCUAGUCGAUUAAGAUUCAUUAAUUUUUAUUUUUAUUUUAUUUAAUGCUACGUUAUAUUAUGCACAUUUCAAAUCUUCAGUUUUACAAUAUUCAUUAUCAUUUUAAACUGAAGGUUUGACAGUUCCGCGGCGCGACGGUAUCCACGCUCUCAUUUCCUCAUUAUAGAGGUAUAUUUCAUAUUAUAACGAAACAAAUAUAAAAACCCGUAUAGUAAGUACCGGAAUAUCUGGUUUCAUGUCAUGGAGAAAGCGACAAUCAUUUUAUUUUUUUUUAUUCUUCACUACUCCUACUGCCGGAAGAUAUUGAUAUUCCAUGAUAUACAGAAUGUUUAUCAUCAUCAUCAUUAAUUAUUAUAAAUCUUAUCUUAACGGGUCAUAUAUAAAAUCAAAGAAAUUUUUAAACGAAAUGAAAAGUCAGGAAUAAUACGCAGAAAAAAAG
Molecule: messenger RNA, 1642 nt
Organism: Cotesia glomerata
Lineage: Eukaryota; Metazoa; Arthropoda; Insecta; Hymenoptera; Braconidae
Exons: 4
Coding region: 104-982 (292 amino acids)
Source: RefSeq, a predicted model, not a curated record